GAUGGAAAAGCUGUCUGAGGUGCCAUUUGAACUCCAGGAGCAAGAGGAGGAAGAAGAGAAAGUGGAGAGUGUGGAUUUGAGAAAGAUUAGGACAUUUUCAGAUCCCCAGAGAGACGAGGCAGCAGAGAGGACACGAUGCGUCCUGGAGCUCAGCAGUACGUGGUGGCCCGGCAGCUUUACUCCGAGGACUCCUUCACCGAGGACCAUGAGAAGGUUUACCGCCACAGAAAGACCAUGUUGGACCACUUCAAGCUGUACUUAACAUGGGACGCCAAACGAGCCAAGAAUGCCGCUCUCUCUCUGCUGCCCAUCAUCAGCUGGAUAAAAAUCUACCAAAUCAAAGAGUGGCUGAUCGGUGACAUCGUGUCUGGAGUCAGCACUGGCCUGGUAGCUGUCCUGCAAGGUCUGGCGUAUUGUCUGCUGGCCUCUUUGCCGCCCUGGUAUGGACUUUUCUCCGCCUUCUUUCCCGUCAUCAUUUACUUUUUCCUGGGCACCUCCAGACACAUCUCAGUGGGUCCGUUCCCGGUGUUGAGUCUGAUGAUCGGAUCAGUCGUCACCCGGCUGGUUCCAGAUGUCGGUCCGCCUGCAAACAUCACAGGGUUUGAAGGCCUGUCGAUGGACGAUCAGAGGGUCCUGGUGGCCUCCUCUUUGACCUUCCUCGUCGGUAUCAUGCAGCUGGCGAUGGGUGUCAUGCAGGUUGGUUUUGUUGUGAUGUACCUGUCCGAUACUCUGGUGUCCGGCUUCACCACAGCCGCUGCCGUCCACAUCCUGGUGUCCCAGCUCAAGUUCAUUUUGGGAUUAACGGUUCCAGGCAUCAGCGGACCUCUCUCUCUCAUAUAUACGCUGGAGAUCAUAUUUAACAAAAUCACCUCCACCAAUGUGUGUGACGUGGUGAUCUCCUUGGUGAUCAUGGUGGUGGUGUUCAUCGUGAAGGAGCUGAACGACAGAUUCAAAUCCAAGUUGCCGGUUCCCAUCCCUAUAGAAGUUAUCAUGACGGUCAUCGCAUGUGGAGUAUCAUACGCGUUUGACUUCAAGACAAGAUUUGGCAUUGAAGUUGUCGGCUUUAUUCCACAAGGGUACGAGCCUCCGAUGGCCCCAGACCUGGACAUCUUCCAGGAGACGGCAGUUGAAGCUUUUCCAAUGGCCAUCGUGGGAUUCGCUGUUGCCUUCUCCGUGGCAAAAGUGUAUUCUGUAAAACAUGACUACACCAUAGAUGGAAACCAGGAGCUGAUCGCUUUCGGAGCCAGCAACAUCUUCGGAGCUUCUUUCAAGUCUUUUGCUGCGAGUACAGCUCUGUCCAGGAGCGCAGUGCAGGAGAGCACAGGCGGCAAAACACAGAUCGCAGGUUUACUGUCAGCUAUUAUCGUGAUGAUCGUCACACUGGCCAUUGGAUUUCUCCUAGAGCCGCUCCCAAAGUCUGUGCUUGGAGCUGUGGUCAUCGUCAACCUGAAGGGCAUGUUGAUGCAGGUUAGAGACGUCCCUUACCUGUGGAGGAGGGACAAACCAGACUGUGUGGUGUGGUUAGCUACCUGUAUUGCAUCCAUCUUUUUGGGGCUGGACCUCGGGUUGGCUGUAGGUCUCGGGGUGGAGCUGCUCAGCGUGGUGCUCAGGGCUCAGUUCUCUCGCUGCAGUGUGCUGGCAAACAUCAAAGGAACUGAUAUCUACAGAGACAGAAAGGACUAUAUUGAUAUAUAUGAGCCGGAGGGAGUGAGGAUCUUCAGGAUACCGUCACCAAUCUUUUUUGCCAACAUUGACUUCUUCAGGACCAAAUUAGUGGAAGCUGUUGGAUUUAACCCGUUGAGAGUGUUGAGAAAGAGAAACAAAGCGGUGAGGAUGAUCCGGAAGCUUCUUAAGAAGGGAGACCUUCAGUGGACAUCAAAAGGCUUCACAAAUGCCUCCUGUAGACCCCUCAAAGAGUCGGAGGAUGAGAGCAACAUUGAGGAGUUGGACCUGCCGACAGACUUUAAGGAUCUUCCCGCUCGGAUCGACUGGAACGCCGAUCUUCCCGCAAACAUCAGCGUUCCCAGAGUGGAUCUCCACAGCCUGAUCCUGGACUUCGCUGCUGUCUCCUUCCUGGACAUCUCCGCUCUGAAGGGACUCAAAACGGCGCUGAAAGAGCUGAUUCGGGUUGAAGUCGAGAUCUACAUUGUGGCUUGUGAUACUUACAUCCUUCAGAAACUGCACGACUGUUCCUUCUUUGACGAUGAAGUUCUCCCGUCGAUGUUCUUCCUGACGCUGCAUGACGCCAUGCUGCACAUCCUCCAGAAACAUCCAGAGUCCACGGAAGAGAAGUCUCACUACGACAAGAUAAUAACAUCAGUCACAAUUCAUCACCCUGGAGGCAGCUUGAGGAGCAGAGAUCGACACGAUCCAGAGACCAAGUUCUAACUUCUGAACGAGAAGAGGAUGAUUCCUUGGAGAAAACACCAAAAAAAAAAAGACCAAAGAGUAAAUGUUUUACAAAUCAAGCUGUACAAAACACUGAUGUAACGACACACUGUCUUUGACUUUAUACCUUCGAUGAUCUGAGUUUACAUAUGCAGUGUUUACUGUAAUGUAGGAAAUCUAAUUUCAUGGUAUUGAUGUUUUUUUUAUACUGUAUAUAGUGAAUUUGUAGAAAAUGUAGGUGCAAUAUAUAUGUUUUUUAGUAUUUUCUUGAUAAUGAGAAUGAACUGACUUCUCGACACACGGGGAGCAAAGCAAUGUGAAAAAGAGUGAAUGUGCAGCGACUGAAAUAAAUAUUGUAUCUCUCUAAAUUAUCACAAUCAAUGUUUCUGUGUGUGUUUUGUAAAAUAUUAAUUCCCCAAAUG
Molecule: messenger RNA, 2810 nt
Organism: Trematomus bernacchii (emerald rockcod)
Lineage: Eukaryota; Metazoa; Chordata; Actinopteri; Perciformes; Nototheniidae
Product: chloride anion exchanger-like
Exons: 21
Coding region: 136-2388 (750 amino acids)
Biological process (GO): transmembrane transport
Cellular component (GO): membrane
Molecular function (GO): chloride transmembrane transporter activity; sulfate transmembrane transporter activity; oxalate transmembrane transporter activity
Source: RefSeq, a predicted model, not a curated record